AUGGUCUUCGUCAUGCUUAGACGUACGAACUCUCGCGAGAUUUCAAAUCGACGUGAUUUCCGCCAAAUGACGCGACAAAAUCGUCUCAGGAAUGUCUUCGCCGCAGGAAAUGAAAUAAUUCCCCUCCCCCCAUCUCCCUUUCUCUCACUGUCUUUUUCUGUCUGCUUCAAUACUUCCCUAUGUUGUGCAUCUUCCCUAUUUCAUAUCCUUAUUCUUUUUCUUUCGUACUUUAUCUCUCUCUCUCUCUCUCUCUCUCUAUCUAUCUAUCUAUCUAUCUAUCUCACUCACAUUUUCUGGAGAGUUUCUUUUACUCUCCCUGUUACUAUAUUUUUCGCUCUUUCUCUCCCGUUUAUAGACUCCUUUCACAAUGACUCUCUCCCUCCUUAUUCUAUAUUUACUUCUCUCUCUCUCUCUCUCUCUCUCUCUCUCUCUCUAUCUAUCUAUAUCAGACAACUUCAGAAAGCUCUCUUUUCUCUCUCUCUCUCUCUCUCUCUCUCUAUCUAUCUAUCUAUCUAUCUAUCUAUCUAUCUAUCUCAAACCUUUUCAGGAAGCCCUCUUUUCUAUACUCACUAUUUCUAUCUCUUUCUCUUCGUCGAUAUUUUUUUUUCUUAUUUUUCUCUCUUUCCCAGUUCUCUCUUUUCUCUCUCUCUCUCUCUCUCUAUCUAUCUAUCUAUCUAUCUAUCUCAAACCUUUUCAGGAAGCCCUCUUUUCUAUACUCACUAUUUCUAUCUCUUUCUCUUCGUCGAUAUUUUUUUUUUCUUAUUUUUCUCUCUUUCCCAGGAUCUACUUUUUUUCUACUUUCUCUCCAUAAAAUUUUCUUUUAUCUUCAUUCUUUUUCUCUUUAACCAUAACGUUCAACUCUCUCUCUUUCUCUUUUCUCUUUCUCUUUCUCUCUUUUCUCUCUCACUCUUUCACAUUUUCUGGAGUUUUCUCUUUCUCUCUCUCUCUCUCUCUAUCUAUCUAUCUAUCUAUCUAUCUAUCUAUCUAUCAAACCUUUUCAGGAAGCCCUCUUUUCUAUACUCACUAUUUCUAUCUCUUUCUCUUCGUCGAUAUUUUUUUUUUCUUAUUUUUCUCUCUUUCCCACUGUUCCACCACAUUCUUGUUCAUAAAUCAUCUCUCUCUCUCUCUCCUUUUCUUUCUUUCUUUCUUUCUUUCUUUCUUUCUUUCUUUCUGUAUCUUUUCUUGUCUUUUCUGCUUUUCAUUUUGGUUACUUUGUUUUUCUUUUCUUUUCCUUUUUUAAUUUUUUACUUUAUUUUUUUUUCUUACUUUCUUACUCUUUCUUUUUUCAUACUUUCUCUUUUUCUUUUUCUUACUUUCUUACUCUUUCUUUUUUCAUACUUUCUCUUUUUCUUUUUCUUACUUUCUUUUUCUUUUUUCAUACUUUCUCUUUUUCUUUUUCUAAAGUUUCUUACUUUUUUUUUCAUUUUUCUUUUCUUUUUAAUUUUUUUCUUACUAUUUUUUUUUUUUUCCUCCUUCCUCUUUUUUCUUCUACCUUUCUGCUUAUUUACUUUUUUCACUUUUUUCUUCCUCUCUUUCUCUUUUUUAAUUUAUUUUUCUCACUUUUUUCUUAUUUCUUACUGUUUUUCUUUCCGUUUUUUUUUUACUUUUUUGCUUUAUUUUUUUGUUAUUUUUUCUUUCUUUUUUCUUCUCUUUCUUGCUUCUUUUCCUUUUUUUCUUUUCUUGCAUUCUUUCUCAUUUCUUUAUAUUCUUCCUUCUUUCGUCUUUUUGGUUUACUCUCUUCUUAUAUCGUCUUUUUCUUCUAAUUUUUUCUUUCUUUUCUUUUUUUUUUUUUUUUUUUUUUUUGAUUACUCCUUCAUGUUACUUCUUUCUUUAUUUUCUUUUUUCUUUCAAUCAUUUCUUCUUUGUUUUUCUUUAUAUACUCUUUUCACUCUUUUCUUUAUUGUUUUAUUUUCUUUCAUUCUUUUCUUCUUUUUAUAUUCUUCCCAAUUUGUUUUUCUUAUUUUUUCAUAUUUUUUGUUUGUAUUUUUCUUUCAGUCUUCUUGCCGUUCUGGUGUUUUUUAUUUAAUCUUUUUUUCUUUUUACUUUCUUUUUUCUUUUGUUUAUUGUCUGUUCUUUCUUUUCUUUUUCUUUUCUGUUUUUUCAUUUUUUUCUUCAUUCUUUCUUUAUUGUUUUCUUCUUUUUCUUUCAUUUGCUUUUCUACUCUUUUUCUCUUUCAUCUUUAUGUCAAAAAAUCUCGAAUUAUAA
Acanthosepion pharaonis is the source of this 2205-nucleotide messenger RNA. The record is from the annotation of a GenBank genome assembly. Lineage: Eukaryota; Metazoa; Mollusca; Cephalopoda; Sepiida; Sepiidae.